This is a messenger RNA of Ceratitis capitata (Mediterranean fruit fly), 1142 nucleotides long. RefSeq lists its product as hypothetical. NCBI's taxonomy places the organism in Eukaryota, Metazoa, Arthropoda, Insecta, Diptera, Tephritidae. The record is from RefSeq and is a predicted model, not a curated record. The transcript is spliced from 2 exons. The coding region runs from base 238 to 612 and encodes 124 amino acids.
CUGAUUUUCGUUAUAGUGCAAAGAAAUCGAAAUCAAUUACAUCAUGCAAAUAUUAUUGGAUUUCCAAAUCAUAUAUGCUCAUGCAACACUGUCAUUAAUUGUACUCUUUGAACACAGACUAUCAAUCACUCUCCACUUUACUUCGCUUAACAAUUGCAACAAAAAAGAAAGAAAAAACACAAAAAGAAAACGUAAAUACGUUUCUGCUGCAGUAAAAUAAGAAUAAUUUUCAGCAAAAUGUCAGGUUUAAUAGACAAAAGAAAAAGGAGUCGUGAAGAUGACAUUUGUGAUUCCACACCAUUGUCUAAACGAAUUAAUCAGCUGCAUUUGACAAAUUUGGAUGAGCCCCAGCAGGCAAUACACCAAAUGCAUUUUAAUGACCCCACCAAACUAGUUGGCCUAACUGAACAUUACAAUAAUAACAAUGCUUUGAAUAUGCCUUUGCAUAGUAAUCAAAUUUCAAUUACUGGUGAUCAACAACACUUGCAUAUGCAGCAUCAACAGCACUCUUAUGCACCUGAGCUGAAUGAAGCUGAAAAUCCAUUCUAUUAUGUGAAGAAUAAAUUGUUAUACGAAUUGCACUUCGAGCGACUUAAAAGGUGUGUUGUAUAGAGUGUAAAUCGAAAAAAAGAAAUGAUGAUGAUAUCAAUCGAAACAAGUUUGAUGUGAGCAAAUGAGCAAAGCUUUUGAAACAAUAAACAAAGGCAAGCUUAUAUGAUUUUCAACAAACUACUAUCUUUAUUGUAAUUUACAACUAUUAUAUAUGAUGUAAGAACUAUAUGUAUCUAAUAACUACCUGUGUAGAUGUUAAGUAUUUUUUGGCUACUAUCGUCCAACUUGAGGAUUAUUCAUACAUUAUGUUCAUAACUACAUAUUUAUAAUAUUUGUAACCUUCCAAAAACAUUGGGCAGUGAUAGCAAUAUCUUGGUUAUUAAUCGUCAACUUCUUAUAUUAGUCUUAUUCAAGUGGAUUUUGUAAACGUUAAUUACUUACAUAUAUACACCUCAAAUAAUGACCACAAGCCAAAUAUGUAGUAUUUGUAAAUGCUCUCGUACUAAAAUAAAUUAGUUGUGUUUGUGAACGCCUGAGGCACAAAGUGGUGUGUUCAGUUGUGUGCCCUACACAAGUAUUUAUUCGCCAAA